AACCAGGGAUGUUGUGGAAACACAGGAGCACUAUAAGAGCAGGUGGAGAUCCAUCUGGGUUAUGUACCUGACCAUGUUUCUCAGCAGUGUGGGUUUCUCAAUUGUAAUUAUGUCUGUGUGGCCAUAUCUCCAAAAGAUCGAUCCGACAGCAGAUGCAAGUUUCUUGGGCUGGAUUAUAGCUUCCUACAGCAUUGGCCAAAUGGUUGCCUCUCCUCUCUUUGGCUUGUGGUCCAAUUACAGGCCCAGGAGAGAACCUCUUGUCGUUUCCACUGCUAUUUCAGUGGCUGCUAAUUGUCUUUAUGCCUAUGUCCACGUGCCCCAUUCACACAACAAGUACUACAUGCUGACUGCACGUGCUCUUGUGGGAUUUGGAGCAGGAAAUGUGGCUGUAGUUCGGUCCUAUAUUGCGGGAGCCACGUCUCUGACGGAAAGAACAAGUGCCAUGGCCAACACCAGUGCCUGCCAAGCAGUUGGCUUCAUUUUAGGACCAGUUUUUCAGACAUGUUUUACACUUAUUGGAGAAGAAGGAGUAACAUGGAAAGUACUUUGUCUUCAACUGAACAUGUAUACAACACCAGUUUUGUUUGGAGCUCUCUUAGGAGUUAUUAAUAUUAUUCUCAUCUUUGCCAUAUUCAGAGAGCAUCGAGUGGAUGAUUUGGGACGGCAGUGCAAAAGUGUCAAUUCUGAAGGAGAAGGAAGUGGUGGUGUGGAUCAGGAUGCAGAAGGAAAUGUUGAUCACGUCGCUGUGGUAGCCAUUAAUGUUCUUUUCUUCGUCAUCUUGUUCGUGUUUGCUGUCUUUGAAACUAUAGCUACUCCACUGACAAUGGAUAUGUAUUCCUGGACCAGGAAACAAGCUGUUUUUUACAAUGGAAUAAUCCUUAGUGUGAUUGGCAUUGAGUCAGUUAUUGUUUUCAUGGUGGUUAAAACCCUAUCGAAAAAGACUGGUGAGCGUGCCAUACUCCAUGGAGGAUUACUGCUUGUCUUGGUUGGGUUCUUCAUCUUACUGCCCUGGGGGAAAAAACUACCAAAUAUCCAGUGGCAAGAAAUAAAGAAUAACUCCAUUCCGAGGACAGUGCCCACUGAAAUGGUCAUGCCCUUGUGGAGCUGGGAAGAGAUGCAGCUGCCAUCCAACCACACUGAGCCUGUGGGCUGCCCUGUCACACAGUCCUGGUGCCUGAACACUCCCAUGAUCUACCUGGCCCAGUACAUCAGCUCUGACAUACUCAUAGGAUUGGGCUAUCCUGUUUGUAAUGUCAUGUCCUACACUCUCUACUCAAAAAUCCUAGGGCCAAAGCCUCAGGGUGUCUACAUGGGAUGGUUAACUGCCUCUGGAAGUGGAGCACGAAUCCUUGGGCCUGUGUUUGUGAGCCAAGUGUACACUCACCUGGGACCACGCUGGGCAUUCAGCUUAAUCUGUGGCGUGGUUGUAGCCUCUCUCUUACUCUUGGAGAUAGUAUACAAGAGACUAAUUGCAUUUUCUGUCAGAUAUGGAAGGAUGCAAGAAGAGAAUUGUUAAAUAUGUAUUGAAAAGAAAAGGUAAACCCAACCAGAAGUAAUACUGUUUAUUACUACUUUUUAACAAGGA
Molecule: messenger RNA, 1585 nt
Organism: Acanthisitta chloris (rifleman)
Lineage: Eukaryota; Metazoa; Chordata; Aves; Passeriformes; Acanthisittidae
Gene: MFSD8
Product: major facilitator superfamily domain containing 8
Exons: 11
Biological process (GO): transmembrane transport
Cellular component (GO): lysosomal membrane
Molecular function (GO): transmembrane transporter activity
Source: RefSeq, a predicted model, not a curated record